AUGAAGCUCCUCAUGCCAGCAACCCUCAUCCUGAUGUUCUCUUUCUGCACCCUGGGCACAGCGGCACGUGAAUACACCUCUGUCAUCACUGUGCCCAAUGGAGGCCACUGGGGAAACUGGGGCAGCCAGCAGUUCUGCCGCUAUGGCUAUGCCAAGGGAUUUGCACUGAAGGUUGAGCCCUCGCAGUUUGGAAAUGACGACACAGCUCUGAACGGCAUUUGGCUGCGUUGCCAGGAUGACUCAGUCAUCGACUCCUUGGUGGGGAAGUGGGGUACCUGGACCAAAUUUCAAGUUUGUCCGAGAGGCUACUUGGUCUCCUUUUCUCUGAGAAUGGAGAAGUCUCAAGGAGGAGGUGAUGACACAGCAGCCAACAACAUCCGGUUCAGAUGCUCAGAUGCGGCUGUGCUACUAGGUGAUGGGCUGUCAUGGGGAAGAUUUGGCCCAUGGAGCAAAAACUGCAAAAUAUGUGGUCUCCAGACAAAGGUAGAGCCUCCACAGGGGCUUCAGGAUGAUACAGCACUCAACAAUGUGAAGUUCUUCUGCUGUAAGUGA
This is a messenger RNA of Cygnus atratus (black swan), 552 nucleotides long. Its product is annotated as vitelline membrane outer layer protein 1-like. The record is from RefSeq and is a predicted model, not a curated record. The coding region runs from base 1 to 552 and encodes 183 amino acids. The transcript is spliced from 3 exons. Lineage: Eukaryota; Metazoa; Chordata; Aves; Anseriformes; Anatidae.